AUGGUUGAGCGGAUCAAUACUUCUAAGGAAUUGGUCGAACUAUGUAAAGGAAAGUCUUCCAGUGCAUUGCUAAAGAGAUUGAAGGUCGCAUUGGUGACUGCGAAUCCAGUGCUUGCGGAUGCUGAGCAGAGAGCUGAACAUGUUCGAGAAGUAAGACAUUGGCUUCAGGGAAUCAAAGAUGCUUUCUUCCAGGCAGAGGAUGUUCUUGAUGAGUUACUAACAGAAGCUUUGAGAAGAAGAGUAGUAGCUGAAGCUGGAAGGUUAGGAGGACUAUUCCAGAAUCUCAUGGCUGGUCGGGAAGCCAUCCAGAAAAAGAUUGAACCAAAGAUGGAAAAAGUAGUUAGACUACUUGAAAAUCAUGUGAAGCACAUAGAAAUUAUUGGAUUGAAAGAAUAUAGCGAGACUCGAGAACCACAAUGGAGGCAAGCGUCAAGGUCAAGACCUGAUGAUCUUCCACAAGGCGGUGUGGUCGGGCGAGCAGAAGAUAAGCUAGCAUUAGUCAAUAUGCUGCUUUCUGAUGAUGAAACAAGCACUGGGAAACCAGCUGUGAUCUCCAUAGUGGGCAUGCCAGGAAUUGGAAAGACUACCUUGACAGAGAUAGUUUUUAAUGACAACAGUGUGACCGAACAUUUUAAUGUUAAAAUGUGGAUCUCUGUUGGGCUAAACUUUAAUGUCUUUACGGUACAAAAGCCGUUCUGCAGGAUAUCACUUCAAGCGCAGUUAAUACUGAGGAUCUACCUUCACUUCAAGUUCAGCUGA
Molecule: messenger RNA, 759 nt
Organism: Microthlaspi erraticum
Lineage: Eukaryota; Viridiplantae; Streptophyta; Magnoliopsida; Brassicales; Brassicaceae
Source: the annotation of a GenBank genome assembly